UCAACACUGAGCCUGGUUGCAGGUUUAUAAAGGGCAAUGAACAGGCUGAAAAAUGUUUCUGGAGGUAAACUUGUGAUACCAGCACCUCAAGAAUGGACAGAAAACGUGGGAAAUACAUAGUGAAUAUUGAACACUCUGGAAACCAGCCGCCGUUCAUGAACCUUACAAAGUAUGAAGCUCACAGUUCAGCAUGUGGGUUGAAAACAUCAGUUGAUGUAACUGGUGAUGCUGGUACCAAUUUAACUGACGUCUGCACCAACACAGGGACACUUGGACACUCAAACUUUCCAAACAGAGAAUUCCAACAAUGUCAGGUGACACGGAAUUUCUUCAGUGACUGGUCUCUGUGGAAAAUAUUCCUGGUUUCUCUCUUAGCUUGUGUAAUAACAACAGCAAUUGGAGUUCUCAUAGUGUGUCUGGUGUAUAGUGGGAGAAAUAAUAACACCACCAUUGUUAUCCAUCUUCCUCAAAAACAUGGGACACCCUCAUCGACAACUGAAACAGCUUCAUCUGCUAGUUCCCAAACUACAGUUCCCACUACUACAGUAGGUUCCACAACCACAACGUCUUUUCCAACUACCAUCUCUACAACCACUGCUAGCUCUUCAACAGAACCUACCGGCUUAACAACCACUGAUUCAACAGAAACUACAACAGCAGCAGCAACCAAUUCAUCUGACCUGACAACAACAGUGGCCACAGAGGCUCCAACCACAGCGCCCCCACUGCUGCUCCUACUGAAUCCACGGCCACGGCAUCACCCACCUCUCCAGCAGAACCAGUUACCACUGCAGAUGCCAGUACUGGUACCGCUGAGGCUCCAACCACAGCCGCCCCCACUGCUGCUCCUACUGAAUCCACGGCCACGGCAUCGCCCACCUCUGCAGCGGAACCAGCUACCACAAUAGCUGCCAGCCCUACUACUUAAUCUACAACGUCAACAACCACCACUCCUUCUUCUACCACUUCUACUGAACCUACAACCACCACAGUUGCUUUCACUUCAACUGAACCAACUAUCACAACAACUGCCAGCACUACCACUUAAGGGUACAGUCACAUCAGCCAGUACCAUCCCUUCUACAACUUCUGCUGAACCUACAGCCACGGCCGCAGUUACCCCUUCUUCUGAAUCCCACCCACACAACUGUUAGCUCCAUCUUUUAACCUGAACCUGCCACCAUAACUCCAGUCGUCUUCCCUCAGCUGGAGACGUUACCACAAUUGCAAGUGCCGUUUCAGUUGCACCCAGCACCAUGACUACCGGGUUCUUAUUGCCUGAAUCUCUGACGGCCGUAACAUUUUCUGGUCUACCAUUGUAAUAUUACGGUACCAAUUCAACUCCACAAUGGUUCCACAGUGGUAAAGCCUCCCACUCAGCUGAAGCUACAACUACAUAAAUUACUCAGCAACUUCAAGUCUGAAUUAUUUUCAUUUCAAAUGAACCUACAAUAUCAGUUUAACAGAAUCUCCAGACACUACUGUGCGCUCUUCAACUGAAUUUGCGCUACCACGUUAGCUACCUUCAACUCAGUGACUGGAUCUGGUCUGUUCUCUGACAUAAAUAAAACAUCAUCUUCAACCCCCUUUCCUCCAGUAAAAAUAAAGGUGACACAGAUGCUACCAGCUCAGCUGACUUUCUAAUCACAGCACCCUAAUGACCUCAGCUGAAAUGAUAAUUUCCAUACCUGGUAAUAGAAACAUAAUGAUACCUGUUAAUAGAAAAUGCACCCACAACUAAGUAAUUUAUUGUCACAAUGCAGUUAGCAAUUCCACUCUGCCUUCGCAUGAAUCCAUUGCCACAACAACAUUCCAUCAACAAUACAUGCUGCUACAAUAACUUCUACUGAAAUUUUGCAGUAGGGACCAACCACCACAUCAAUCAGUCCUACAGUCAUACUACCAUUUCUACACCUCGUCAUUUCUACACCGCCACCAUUUCUACUGCACAUGGUACUACAACAUACAAACCUCACUAAACCCUCCAGUACCCUAUCAACUGAUUCUGUAAGCACUGUAACUUCUGCUGAUACAUUGUUUAAAGCUAUCUAUUACUUAUUAGUCUGAACCAAAUGCUGCCUCUAUGUAUGCUAAUCCAGUAAUCACAAUAUCACACCUACUUGACAGAAAUGGCAAAGUCAUAAUGACCCCUUCCGUUGCAACCAUUGUUAGGAUGCUUGCAAGGUAAAUCCUAACAUCCAUUAUCAUCACUCCCACACCAGAGGUCAAUAACCGCCAAUGUACAACUCUAACAAUUGCCAAAAUAACCACUUCGAAAACAAGGUUACUUAACCAGUCCAACUAUCAUUCAAGUGAUAAUGAAUUUCAUCCCCAAAACAAGAUUUAGAUUUAACAAUACCGUGUUAGCCCUGACCAUUUAAUGAGGAGAGUCUCUAUUUUGUGAGGUUUUAGAUAAUACAAUUGUCAUAUAAAGUAAAUCCAAUCUAUUUUCACAUUGGAAAACUGUUUUAUAAUUGAAUAAAAAGUUACCAAGUGUGAAUUUAGUCUUUUAUUUUUCCAAAGACCUAGUCUUUAAUACACAAAUUCCAUAUGCACAGGGAAAAUACAUUCUAUAUUAUAAGAGUAUGUUAAACACAUUUAUGUAUUAUCACAUUUUCUUUUUAGAUUGUGCCAAAAUUACUUCCGUUUCAUUUUCUCUUUAAAUCAUUUUGAUGUACAAGUAAUAUUUUAAAUGUGUUAUCACUAUUUUCAAUUAGGGAUUUUGUUGUCUACUACUUUUUUUUGCAGUAAUCUUAUAAAGGCAUUCAAUUAAAUAAUUUGAGUAAAUAAUAAUAAUCAUAUUUGAAUAAAUAAAUAAUAAUUUACUUAUGCCUGCUAUCUGCUGAAAUACCAGAGAAAAUUCCUCCCACAUUGCUAACCUUACAGUAAUUAUAUGCAAUUAAUAUAAUAAAACUUUAUUAAAACCC
Molecule: messenger RNA, 2927 nt
Organism: Vicugna pacos (alpaca)
Lineage: Eukaryota; Metazoa; Chordata; Mammalia; Artiodactyla; Camelidae
Biological process (GO): activation of protein kinase B activity
Cellular component (GO): Golgi apparatus; plasma membrane
Source: RefSeq, a predicted model, not a curated record